AUGUCAGACAAAGAAUGUAAAAGUACGUCAGAAUCUGAAUCUUCGAGUUCGUCAUCUUCAUCUACGUUAGUGACUUAUUGUGCAGAAAAAUCUGACUCGGAUACUGAGAAAGAGCCGGAUUGCGAUGCGGAAAAAUCUGAAUCAGAUUGCGCUCAAGAGAAAUCUGAGACAGAUUGCGCUGAAAAGACAAAAUCAGAAACAGAAUGGAAAAUUAAGAUACACAUACCUCCAAGGGCGAAAUGCAAUACCAAAACUCAAACUUACAUAGAAAGUAAUAAAGCAGAUUGUGACACGGAAAAGACUGAGAUUAUGAAAAAAGACUGUACAAAGAAAGAAUUUACAAAUUCAAAUACACAGACUGAUGAAAUAGCACUGGAUGAAUCAGCUAUUUCAUGUACAAUUGAGUCGGAAACAGCUGAUGAUAAAAGGGCAGAUUUUUAUAACGCAGUUAGUCAACAUUGGGAUGGAUGA
Messenger RNA from Papilio machaon (common yellow swallowtail), 471 nucleotides. RefSeq names its product nuclear localization sequence-binding protein-like. Lineage: Eukaryota; Metazoa; Arthropoda; Insecta; Lepidoptera; Papilionidae. The transcript has a single exon. The record is from RefSeq and is a predicted model, not a curated record. The coding region runs from base 1 to 471 and encodes 156 amino acids.